Penicillium bovifimosum is the source of this 3588-nucleotide messenger RNA. RefSeq lists its product as uncharacterized. Gene Ontology annotation, cellular component: cytoplasm; nucleus. Gene Ontology annotation, biological process: protein phosphorylation. Lineage: Eukaryota; Fungi; Ascomycota; Eurotiomycetes; Eurotiales; Aspergillaceae. The transcript is spliced from 4 exons. The record is from RefSeq and is a predicted model, not a curated record. Gene Ontology annotation, molecular function: protein kinase activity; protein binding; ATP binding. The coding region runs from base 1 to 3588 and encodes 1195 amino acids.
AUGACAGACUAUGACCUUAUCCUCGACUCCCUGGACGAUAAUAACACGUAUUCGUUGGAUGAGACUCUAUCACCUUCCCUCCAACCAUGGUCUAGCCCAAUUGACGUUGAAGAACUCGAUCUCAACAGCCUGAAUCUUUCCAAUUCCAGUAUAUCGUGGAUCGACCCGCUAGAGUCAGCUAUAACGGCCACACGAAAUGGCUCUGCACCAGUUCUCAGCACUCUCGCCCAAUUCACUGCGAUCCUUUCCCAGACCGGGAUCCACGGUCCACGUCUCCUGAAGGCAGCUAACCUUUCCACCCGAGCUACUAAGAUCGGUUCCGGCGCCCAGUUUACCGUAUUCAAGGACCCCCUCUUCGAGAACGAGGUCAUUAAGCGUGUUAAUGUCCCACUCUCAAGUAUGGCAGAGCAGCGCUUCUCGGCCAGCACAGAUUAUCGCCUUCAGCUAAGGGCACUGGCCCUAGAGGUUCUCUCGCUUUGCAAUCCCAUCAUACGUGGGCACCCAAACAUCACCAGUCUCGUCGCGUGGGGGUUCGAUUUCCCCUUUGCAGACAUGGCCGUACCCGUCUUGUUCAUGGAGGCGGCGAUGAUGUCGAUGGAUGAAUUUUUGAGUGCGGAGAAAAGGGAGGUAGGGGUAAUCUAUCAGCUUGCGCUAGGCGUGGCAAAUGGGUUGGAGGCGCUGCAUAACCUCAAUAUCGUACAUGGGGAUGUCAAGCCAGAUAAUGUGCUCGUGUUUGCUGGCCAGAGUGAAAACAUGCCAUUCCAAGCUAAGUUGAGCGACUUCGGUGUCUGUGUUGAUUUGGAAAGUCCGGAAGGGCAAUUUACAUUGAGCGAUUACCGGGGGACGCCGGCUUGGCUGGCACCUGAGGUACUCAAUGGGAGUAUCUCAAGAUUCGGGGGAUUCUCACCAGAUAUUAUGUUCAAGUUUGAUGCGUACAGCUUCGGGAUGGUGCUUUUAUCUAUCUUCACCCGGGAUGGUCAGCCUCUGGCUUUGGGGGAGGAUCCUGACAACGUUCCGGAUCAGGUUUCCAAGUUACUCAACCGGGAAGACAUUCCCUCACCCAUGCGCACAGAGCUACGCAAGGCAGCUUUGAAGCUGUUGUCCGAGGAUCCUAGGAAUCGACCCCUUCCAAGUCCGACUUUGCUCAAAACAGACCUGCCGACAUCCACGAGCUCGCACAUGGGAGUCAUCGAUCCAGCUUACAACAAAGGCCCACUCUUUUGGUACAGACUUGACGAUAGCAUCCGUAAAGAGCUCGAAGAACAACAUACGCUCAGCAAGGCAGGAGUUGCUCCUCCUUUUGCAGGAGAUGUGCUAUUUGGAAUAGCACAGACAAUCACCGGAGAGAAACCGAUGUAUCUCGAUCGCAUGCUGACGUAUCUGGGUGAUGCGGUGAAGGCAGGGUACUCACCGGCCAAAGCUGUAUAUGCGCAGGUGAUGGAGGCGCAUGGUCGAAGACCAGAGUUCGACGAUGACGCGCUGGAACAGUGGAUGUUACAGGCCGUCUCCGAGGGUUACAUGUUUGCGAAACCUGCUCGCUCGACGGAAAGAGUGGACCAGGCGAAAGACCUGUUCAGGUCUCACGGGGGAUACUGCUCAGAUCCCUUUUUAGGGAAGAGUGAUGUCAAGACGGCCCUCAACAAACAGACCGUAUUAGAGUGGAAUAUGAAGAAUGGGACAUUCGUCGAUCGUAAACGGAACACGAUGUUGCAUGCUGCUGCUGCUUUUGGGGAAGUUGAUGCAUUGCAUGGGCUAUUGGAUGAUGAACCGGCGGCGGUAAAUGUGGAGAAUGAGAAUGCCGAAACGCCGCUGUACAAGGCAUUCCAGGCGGGGCAUGUGAAAAUAAUUGAGGCUUUGCUUGACAGUGGCGCGAGCGCAUCCUGUCAGACUCGACAGAAGAUCACUCCUCUACAUUGGUUGUUCAUGAUCCCUGACGAUUCAAUUGACCGAAUCGCGAGAUGGAUGGUUGAAAGAGGAGCGGACGUGAAUGGAACCGUGGAGCCUGCCAAAGAGAACGGCAGUGGAUUCUCAGAGAAGAUUCAGAUACUUCAUUAUCCGUUCGAACUUCCACAUGGAGCACCUCUUCACUGGGCCUGCUUUUUCCGAAACUUGACAGCCAUCAACGCUCUUAUUUCCCUCGGAGCCAAUAUCAAUGCUGUCUACCAUGGCUCAGACCCAUCAACUACUCCGCUUGCAUUGGCAGCAUACUUCGGCGAGCCCACUAUAGCUGAACAUCUGAUAUCGCAGGGUGCGGAUGGUAGUCUGCUUGACUCCAAGGGACGAAACACCCUACACGGAAUCACUAAAUACUUUCCUGAUAUACAUGGCUAUCUGCGCCAUUACUGGCAUUAUUGGAUUCGGCAUGGGGCUUGGGAUAAUCAUUUGGUGCAGCUUGGGAAGUUGGUCAGGGUUCUGAUCAAGGCUGGUGCCAAUGUCGACGCCAAGGACAAGGGGUAUCCUUGUUUGACGCCUAUUGCGGCAGCAGCUGACGCUGGAUCUUGGGAUGGGGGUAUGAUAUGUGCGUUGUUGGACGCUGGAGCUGAUUUGGAUGACUCAAUCCUGACAGGGGGGGAUACAGUCCUGCAUUCGUGGGCCUCUAUCGUCGGGCCUCGUCUAGAUUAUCCAUCUUCGUACAUGUCAACUUUGAAGAAGAUAGUCAAGGCUAUGCCGAACAUCGAUAUUCGCAACCGGUUCGAAGAGGCCACUCCGCUUCAUGAGCUAACAACAGUAUACCACCCGGAGGACGAAUUCGAGGCUGCGUGUGAGAUAUUCCUCGGUCACUCCUGUCCGGCAGACUUGAACGCGAAGACUCGUCGUGGCGCGACCCCACUAUCUAUAGCCCUUGAAACCAAGCUAGAUUCCGCACGACGAGGCCGCUUCCUACUCCACAAAGGCGCGGAUCCCCUCGUCCUCAGUGAUAGAGGACGAGAUGUUUUCUAUUCUAUUGCAAAUAACAUCGCACUCACUGAUCAAGACAGUCAUGAUCUCAUUCAACACUUCCUUCGUCGCCUCAGCCCUGACAUCCAUAAUGCCUACACCAAGCACUAUAUUCUCAAUCCCAACAGCAACGAAUCCCUUUUUUGCUGCUGCAAGCAGCGGGAAACCGCUCACAAUCAACCUCCUUCUCUCCCUCGUCACAUAAAUGAGCCUGACAAGACCAAAUCCCCACCAUGGACCCCCCUAGACAUAGCCCUCCACCGUGCCGAGCUUGGCCGUCGCGCACACAUGCGCAAACUCGCAACUUAUAAGCCCGGCUCAGCACGUGUACGGGCUCUAGAACAAAGCCUGGUCUACGACGAAACCCAGGGCCCACCGGUGCGCGCGGCUGAGUCAUAUAGAGGGUUUCCAGAUGUCAUCCGGAUCCUACGAGAUGCAGGGGCUAAACGGUGGUGUGAAAUUGAGGGAACUACAAAAGGUGAUUAUAUUGAACAGCCAAGAGAGUGGGAUCAAGAGGAGAUGCAGAAGUAUGGUUUCACGCCGGAAACACAGCCUAAUGCACAGGCGUGGACGGGCUUGUAUGAGUUGGCCAGGUACAACGAUGAUAGAUGGAGUUGGCUUGGUAUGCUGACAUGGCGGAAGGGGUGGUGA